Amaranthus tricolor (Joseph's coat) is the source of this 2414-nucleotide messenger RNA. Its product is annotated as protein RIK. The transcript has 12 exons. Gene Ontology annotation, cellular component: nucleus. Gene Ontology annotation, molecular function: RNA binding. Lineage: Eukaryota; Viridiplantae; Streptophyta; Magnoliopsida; Caryophyllales; Amaranthaceae. The coding region runs from base 109 to 1893 and encodes 594 amino acids. The record is from RefSeq and is a predicted model, not a curated record.
AAUAUUGGGGUCAAAGAGAAAAUUUGAGGACACACAUAGUCCCGAAUUGGCCCGUCUAUCUUUUGGUCUUCACCGGUAACGAUUACGAAAAACGACGAAGCCAAAACAAUGACAGAGGAUAAUUUGUCUCUGCAACAAUCCGUUUCAGCAACGGCACCUUCAAUUUCCAAGCAAAGAAAGAAGAGGAGGUGGGAUCAGCCUGACGAGUCUUUAGUCUCUUGCGGAGUUGUUUUACCUGGGAUGCUAGCUAUGAGCACUGUAGGAUCUCCUGGUGUAUCUCCUCCUGGUGCAUUUUCAUCUUCUUGUGCCCCUUCAACAAGUUUAAUGAAAGUUGCUAAUGUCAGUAUACAGUCACCAUUAGUGCAGCAGCAAGCUGCUGCAGUGGUCCAAAAACUAAAUCAGUCAAAGAUUCAGGAGGAGCUAAUAAUAGCAAGAGAAAUAGUCAUAAAUGAUGCAGAUCCUGCUAUGCGUUACAAGCUCACAAAACGACAGACACAGGAAGAGAUUCAGAAGUGCACUGGUGCAGUUGUAAUAACUAGGGGCAAGUAUCGACCACCCAAUGCAGUUCCAGAUGGUGAAAAACCACUUUACCUUCAUAUAUCUGCGGGAGCUCAUUUAAAAGAGACAGCAGAACGGAUCCUUGCAGUAGAUCGUGCAGCUGCAACGGUCGAGGAUAUGCUGAAGCAGGCUUCUCAUCCGCUGAGCACCAGUGUGUAUUUGGGCUUUGAUGCAGAUCCUUCACUCAACAUUGCUGCAAGGAUACGUGGUCCUAAUGACCAGUAUAUAAAUCACAUUAUAAAUGAAACAGGAGCUUUAGUUGUACUACGUGGGCGUGGUUCAGGGUAUCUUGGGAAUACUAUUGGUGAAGGGGGACAGCAACCUUUGCAUCUAUUGCUGUCAAGUAAUAAUCAAAAAAGCCUUGAAGCUGCAAAGGUUUUGGCUGAAAAUCUAUUGGAUACAAUUGGUCGAGAGUGUGGUGCUAAAAGGGUAUCGUCAUGUAAAGUUUAUGGUGCUGUUCCACCCCCACAACAAUUGUUGGUUGGCAUUCAGAGUCCAGGGACAGAAAUGCACGAAUACUUGAAUACUGCCACUAGUAUGGCUAGCUCAGCUGCAACUUCAGUGCCAAGUAUACCUGCUCUUCCUGUUGUGGCACCAGUGAUCCCAACUACCUUUUCUUACGGGCCAUUAGUGCAACCUGGAAACGCGCUUCAACCUGGUCUUGCCUGUGCAAAUGGGCUUCUGUAUUCUCCACCACCAUUGACUGCGUGUACUAGCUACAGUGGAUAUGCUGGAGUAUACCCACAAGCCACACCUCUGCAACAAGUUUCGUUAGCUCUUAGGCAGUCAGGUCCAGUUUCUUCAACUGUUGCUCCUGCAACAUCAGCUGCAAGGGUGAUGCUGAAAAGCUCAUCGGAAUCAGAAACGCGGCCUCCUUCGAAACGGAAAUUUCAGGAGUCACCUGCAGCUUUUAAUGGACCUGCAUUACUUCAACAGGAGUCAGAUCUCCAAGACCCACAUAAAUGUCCGUCACAUAUGGAGAAAAGUGAGAGUGAAACGCCACCACCUCUCGCCUUAAAAAGUCUGCUUCCUCCCCCUGCUCCAAGAAGUAAUUCUUCAAUAUGUUCUGUGGAUUCACUGAAGAGAGUGCACUUACCGCCACCUCCACCUCCACCUCCACCUAUGAUUAAUUCAUCACUUUCUGUCAGUAAAGGGAUCAAGAAGGAUGGAUUUUCUAUUUCAAUCAAUUCAAGUUCUCCUGCUGUACCAGAAACUUUGGUGAAGCUAAUGGAAUAUGGGGAUGAUGAUGAUGAGGAUACUGACGAAAGUGGGAAUGAUUUAUUGAAGAAAAGCGUGAAGGAAAAUGCCACCUCAAAACCGUUCUGGGCGGUGUGAAAUGAUUUCUGAUGAUAUAUACUUUGGACCGAGAAAGUUGCAAGUUAUCUAGUCAAUUGCAGUACAAAGACGAGCCUGUAAUGAAGAAACUAGAGAAUUGACUCACUUUACUACACUUUCAUCAAUUGCCACAAUUAGGGGCAAAGAAUGGACUUGCCGUACAAGUCAAUUAAGUCACGAUGAAUCAUUCAACUCUCGUAUAAUCGUAGGAUAGAGUAGAUUUCACUCUUCGCCAGUAUAUCAGGAGUUUACUAAUGUCGACUGUUGUACAGGUCUGAAGGGUUUUUGGUUUGAUCUUACCGGCGGAAAUCUUGAUCCUCUUUUAGUGUGUCGAUGCAUAGAGGUAAAUCUGCAAACUGUAACAUGUUAGUAUGUAAUGAAAAGCGAGUACCUUGAGCUUGUAACACCAUUUGUCUGCUAAUUAUCCAGUUUGCUUUGUGAAUUCACUUCAUUUUCUCAGUUUAAAAGUAUGUUCUUUGGGCAUUCUCUAUGUGUUUGUGAGCAAAAGUGGUUUAUUGCUA